This is a messenger RNA of Syngnathus typhle (broad-nosed pipefish), 3041 nucleotides long. Its product is annotated as cyclin-dependent kinase 5 activator 1-like. The record is from RefSeq and is a predicted model, not a curated record. Gene Ontology annotation, molecular function: protein kinase binding; cyclin-dependent protein serine/threonine kinase activator activity. The transcript has 3 exons. NCBI's taxonomy places the organism in Eukaryota, Metazoa, Chordata, Actinopteri, Syngnathiformes, Syngnathidae. Gene Ontology annotation, biological process: activation of protein kinase activity; positive regulation of cyclin-dependent protein serine/threonine kinase activity; brain development. Gene Ontology annotation, cellular component: protein kinase 5 complex; cytoplasm. The coding region runs from base 520 to 1527 and encodes 335 amino acids.
UCUAUUUUUGGAAUUUGUAGAUGCCAUUUACUCCUUGUUUUUUAGUGUUUUACGCAUUUUUUUUUAUUUUUAAAUUUUAUUUACGUUUUGCGCUCCGUAUUUGAUGUGUCUGGGCAAUUAAUAACCGAGGCCGUGUCGAUUUUCGGGUAUCAAUGGACGACAUUUUCCAACGUGCUUCCCAGCACAUCUCGCUAUUCCGUUUCGUGCAUUUGCAUUUCAUUGAGAACAACGGCAAGUUUUCGUUUUAGAGAUGAAAUUAGGGAAAAACGGUAGACCCCGGGGACGAGAGCAUUUAGGCCUGUAGCGUGGGGCUUUUCACGGAACGGAUCACGGCGAUUUGCGUGGAAACCGAACAGGACGUCUGGGAUUUCUACAAGGCUCCAUGGAUCGGGCGAGAAGAGUCAAUUAGUGAUCAGAUUCACCGAGGUGAGACACUUUGGUUCUUCUCCAAACAAGGAGGUUCCUUAUCGCUGCUCCACCACCACCAGUCUGUGGCUCUGCUGACCCUUGCCAGGCAUCAUGGGUACAGUUCUGUCCCUUUCCCCCAGCUACCGUAAGGCAGCCCUGUUUGAGGACGGCCCACCCACAGUGGGUCACUACACAGCGGUCCAGAACAGCAAGAACGCAAAGGAUGCUGCGGCAGCUGCUGCCAAAUCCCUCAAACGCCCCUCCAUCAUCAGUGUGUUGCCAUGGAAACGAAUUGUGGCCGUAUCAGCCAAGAGGAAAGGAUCCAAGAAACUGCAGUCCGACGGGGGCGACGGCGGGAAAGGAUGCUCGCCGGACGCCGAUGACGUCGUCACCUCUAAUUCGGCUUCGAACAGCUCGAAGCUGAAGAAAUCUCAGUCCUGUGCAAACCUUUCCUCUUACUCUUCCAACCAGGAUCCCUCAGCCACCACCUUGACUACCUCCUCUCACCUCCCCACCUCCAAGACCCUCAUUAAUGUAGCUACAGUCGCUGCGAAAAAGAAUUCCCUAACUGGCUCCGGGAUCCAACCUUCCACUGCGGUUGGUACGCCAAAGCGUGUCAUUGUUCAGGCCUCCACCAGUGAGCUGAUGCGGAGCCUGGGAGAAUUCCUGUGCCGUCGUUGUUAUCGUCUAAAGCGUCUCUCGCCGACCGAUCCCGUGCUGUGGCUGCGCAGCGUCGACCGCUCCCUCCUCCUUCAGGGUUGGCAGGAUCAGGGCUUCAUAACACCGGCCAACGUGGUCUUCCUCUACAUGUUGUGCCGCGACGUGGUCUCCGCCGAGGUGGCCUCGGAGCGUGAGCUGCAGGCCUCGCUGCUCACGUGCCUCUACCUGUCCUACUCCUACAUGGGCAACGAGAUCUCCUACCCGUUGAAGCCCUUCUUGGUGGAGGCCGAGAAGGAGGCCUUCUGGGACCGCUGCCUGGAGAUCAUCAACCGCAUGAGCGGCAAGAUGCUCCAGAUCAACACCGACCCGCACUUCUUCACCCAGGUGUUUGCUGACCUGAAGAAUGAGAGCAAGAAAGAAGAGGAGAAGACCAAACUCUUUAUAGGCCUUGACCGAUAAAAGGAGGCGGGAAGGAAGGAGGAGGGGAAAAAAGUUGGGAACGAAGAUAUGAUAAAGACAGGUGGACUACUGUAAAGCUACUUUGAUCAAAUGCUGUUGUCUGGCGUCUCCAACGUGGUUGUUAAGAACGAGGAGGCGCCCCCCAAAAAUCUUGCCCUGUGUGUUAACCCUAUUUUGGCUAUUAUCGUAAUACCCGCUUAGUCGAUUGAAUCGUCUCUGAUGACUUCUGUGAUCGUUUGGAAUUUUUAAUGUAUAUUUUUCGGCCAAAACAAUUGCCAAAUUUGAUCCGAAGAUGUUCCUCGUAUGUUGUUGGAAAGAAAAAUGAAAUGGUGGUCGGUGAUCCUGUUGAAGAGUCACCCAUGGUGUUUAGGUCUAGAGUUAGAAACGCCAGACAACAUUCAUUUAUAUAAGUAUGGAUGAUUAAUAUAAACAUACAGGAUAUCGAUACCACAUUGCAUGAGGUCACAUCAUUAAGUACGUCAUUGCACAUGACCACCUGCUUACUGCCAACUCCACUUAACCUUAUUCCAGUUUUCAUCCAUUCUAAGCUUAUUGCACUCAUCAACACUGGCUGUGAGGCCCACUGUUGGAACUUUAAAAGCAUACGAUCAAAACCAAUAUGAAAUAGUUGUGGCAUUGUUCAGAAGGUAAAACCAAAUUUGGUGUGCACACGUGAUUUGGUCAGAAAUAUGGGCCAGCAGUAAAUGUUUACAUCAAUCCAUGUAAGAAAAUGCAAUAGAACCCUCUGAUGCAUAUCCAGUUGGGGUUUUAUAUAUUAAGUCCCCAUCCUCCUGCACUUUGGCCAAAUAGGUCCAUAUUGGUGCUGGUUUGAAUGACAACAGGAAAGAAAGGGUUUGAAUGAUUUUUUUUUUUACAAAAAGUAUGAAAGUCCAAAAAAGUGUUGCAAACCACUGAGCGACAAUUAAGAAGUGAAAAACGUGACCUCUUUUUCCUAAAUGCUGCUACCGCUUGAUUGGAUCUUAUUGGAAAUGACCAAUAUGCUACUUUAAUCCAUUUCUAGCCCUACAUAGAUUGAUAUGAACGCAAAUCCAACUCAAAUAUUUCAUAGUACUUUCUUUGAGAUGGUAGGUGUGCAAAUUGCUAUGUCGAUAAAGCGCUGUAUGAAAACCAUCCCAUCUACUCACCAUAGUGUCUCUCAAUAAUAAGGUAGCCAAACUGUGAAGCCAUCAUUAUUUCAUCUCUUUUUAUAAAAUCUAUGCUUCAGACACUAACAUACACCAUCUUCAGCAAAUUGCAUGCAGGCUUGUGUAGUCUUCAUAGGCAUGCUGUUUUUUGCAGAGCACAACGUCCAAUUUAUAGACAUGACAUCUGGUGACCUUCGGACCUGCUAAUGAACAAAAUGUGCGAAAACAUUGGGCUAUGCUCCGUUGUGUGAUAACGAGAGAACACACACAGGGAAUCAUUUUUCAUGUGUGAAGCUCAUUAUCACCCCCAGUUGAAAAGCGGAGUUGUCAUUCCCUUCAAAAUAAGGAAUAAUACAUAUGGGAUGGUCA